AAAAGAUUAGGAGUACGAUUCCGAUAUUAACUCCUGCCGUCGGCCCUUAUUCUCAAACAUACGUUCUGACAUUGGGGAAACUAGUUUUUCGACUUCAACUUCACGGUCACGUGAUCGAAGAUUUGACCUCACUCCCUUCCCCUUCCCCUAUACCUGGCCCAACGCUCCUAUCCAAACUCAACCAGUCUUCCCAAUAAUGGCGUCUCUAGACUCCAAAGUCGCCGCCAUUGUCGAUAACGCCACAAAAGAUAACCAUGACUCAGACGACGAAGAUGCUCUGAUAGCUGCGCUCGAAAACGACGACAGCGAGCUGGAUGCGUUUCGCGAGCAGCGUCUGCAGCAGCUCCAUGCCGAAUACAAUCGGGCGAAGCAGUUGAGGGCGAGCGAUCAUGGGACGUAUGCUGAGAUCAAAGAUGAGAAAGUCCUAUUGGAUAUCACGACCAGUACCAAGAAGUGCGUGGUGCACUUUUUCAAGCCGGAUUUCGGGAGAUGUAGGGUGAUGGAUGGACAUUUGGAGUCCCUCGCCCCCUCGCACUACGAAGCCCGCCUCCUAAAAAUAAAUGUCGACAACUGUCCCUUCCUCGUCACCAAACUCAAGAUCCAAGUCCUCCCCUGCGUCAUCGCCUUCAUAGACGGCAUAAGCGUAGACCGCAUCAUUGGAUUCGAAGGCCUGGGCCGCACGCCAGACAGCUUCACCACGCGCGAUCUGGAAGCCCGGUUGAUUCGUGCGGGCGUGUUCGAAAGGCAGAAAGUGGGUGAAGAGGAGGAGACGCAGGCCGGGUGGAACGUCAGGAGGGGAAAGGCGAAGGAGGAGGAGGAUGACGACGAUGAUUGGGAUUGAGCGAGUCAUACGGUGAUCCUGCAUUUAUCUAUAGCUCACUGAGGGUUUCGAAGCGCAUCAAGCCACAUCUUCCCUCUUCGCAGAUGGGAAGAGGACGGCAGUAAACGGAACACCAUUCCCCGGCCGCAAGAGCGCUCAAAAAACGGUGCUGCGAAUGCCGGUAGUUUGUACCACACAAAGCAAGUCAGCAAAGCCAUGAUGAGGCGAAACUACUGGGGUGGAUGGAAAGACACCUCAGAAUUGUCCAUGCAGGUACCUUGCUGUGGCUGCACAGGAACUUACAAAGAAGCAGUAUUCUCACAGCAAUGAUCAAUGUCCU
Molecule: messenger RNA, 1160 nt
Organism: Westerdykella ornata
Lineage: Eukaryota; Fungi; Ascomycota; Dothideomycetes; Pleosporales; Sporormiaceae
Product: thioredoxin-like protein
Exons: 2
Coding region: 197-841 (214 amino acids)
Cellular component (GO): cytoplasm
Source: RefSeq, a predicted model, not a curated record